This is a messenger RNA of Adineta ricciae, 1545 nucleotides long. Lineage: Eukaryota; Metazoa; Rotifera; Eurotatoria; Adinetida; Adinetidae. The record is from the annotation of a GenBank genome assembly.
AUGAAAACUCAUUUGUUUAUAAUGAACCGUAAACUAGAUGAUUUGAAGGAAUAUUAUGGCCGAGAAGAUGAUGGACUUGAACCGUUAUUGAAAAAGGCGAAAAGCCCACCAUUGAACAUCGACCAGAUGGAUUUACAUGGUAAAAUCGAGGACAGUAUGCCGAAGAAUAAGAGCCCAUCCACAAACACAAAUGCUGCCACACAAAACGAUCACAUGAAACUAGCAACGAUAUCUAAUUUGCCAGCGCAGUCAUCAAACAAAGUAUGUCAUAAUCGAAAACGACGCCCACGGAUGCAGAAAGAUUCACUCGAGUCCAACACAUUGACGACAGAUUCAUCUACUUCUUGCACACCAUCAAGUACCAACAAUUCCUCUCGGAAAAAAUCCGAUCUAUCCUGUGUCGUUUGUAGCGGUGUGGCUCAUGGAUAUAACUUUGAUGCAAUCUCGUGUGAAUCUUGUAAAGCAUUUUUCCGUCGUAAUGCACUUUUUAAUACAGAUCGAUUGAAAUGUCGACGUGAUGGCUGUUGUGAUAUCACAUUGGAAACGCGACGUCGAUGUAAGUCCUGUCGAUUGAAGAAAUGUUUCGCAGUUGGCAUGCGGAAGGAGUGGAUUUUGACCGAAGAAGAAAAACUGAAUAAGAAACGACGAAUUGAAGAAAAUCGACGAUUACGAAUGACAAAUGACGAAACCAAUGUAUCAGAAGAAAAAAUCAACCCUAGCAUACAGUUGAAUUCGGACCUGCAAAGUGUUAUUCUAGAAAAUAAUCAAUUAACUACAAAACCAACAAUAGAAACGAGAAAUUCAACAUCGGAUAGUAAGAACAACGAUGUGAUCAAUCAUGUGACUCGAGCAUUUAAUGCUGGAUUUCAAUUGGACCCUCCAACUUACGGAUGGUCAUAUCAUUUAGCAAAAAAAGUGACUGCAUUAUGUCAGAUAUUGAACACAAAAAAUACAACAGCACUUCGUCUCAUUAGCUUUUACAAAGGAUUACCAGAAUUCGAUGCUCUGAACGACAUUGAUAAAGUUUAUCUUAUUAAAAACAAUUUACCUCCUGUCUUCAUAUUUCUUGCUUCACUUGGAUAUGAUCCGAUUAACGAUAUAUAUCGUGAGGGAAAUCCGCCUCAUCAGACGUUCGUGUAUGGUGUCGAUGUUCGCGAAGCGCAUGGAGAAAAUAUCUACGCUCAUUUUACAUCGAUCAUGCGCUCCUUACAUUCAGUUGCUCAAACAGACCAACGAAUCAUUCAGUUAAUAUUAGUUAUAAUACUCUUUUCGAAAGGCAUGUCGGGCGCAGUAAACUUCAAUGAGCCAUCACCAAGUAAUUAUCGGCAGGUAUUUCAAGCACAGAACUUUUACGUCGAACAUUUAUGGUUAUUUAUGAGCAAGUUCUAUGGUCCAUUGAAAAGUACAAUUCUGCUAUCGACAUUAGUCACUAAAUGCUUACAUAUCCAAACACUUCUGUGUGAUAUUCAAAAGGAUAUUUAUGAAAAAAUUGAUCCGUACCAAGUGCCGCCAAUCAUACGGAGUCUCAUGCAUGUUUCGCACUGA